CGAAAAAAAGAAUAAAAAAAAAAAGAAAAAGAAAAAAACACACCCCAAAAAACACCGCCGUGUAGAUAGCCAGCCCUCAUUAAUCGAGGCAACCGGAUAUAUAGCCAUUUCUAUGUUAAAUGACAAAGAUGGCGACGUCUGUUCAGGUUGUAUUUAUGGAAUUCAUCUUUGUACGCAAUAUUUAGCACGACGUGUGUACGGUAGUCGACUUUAUCUUAAAGCAAAAUGAUCUUUGCUAAGUGCGACAUCUGGUAAGUACAGAGAAGGCUGUCCGCAGUCCAGAUCAAAAGUGAAGGAGCGGUCAGAAUGACCGUAGAUUUAAAAAAAAAAGAAAAAAAAGGUCUUGCGUAUUAUAUUAUGGAUUAUAAGGCCGAUGUCUUGAGUGCCUUGACUGUACAUGUCUUACGCCAUGCAGCGUUAACUUAAAUAUUUUUAGUUGUUUACAGACAAGCAUAUGCGUUUUGUACUUGUCUAACAUUUGUCGCUAGGAGGAUGUCAAUGAACCGUUGUUUGUACCGCGUGUGUAAAGAAGAAGCAUAUUUCUGAAAAAUCACGCUUCCCGUAUUUGUGUGAAAAACUCGAAAACAAACUUCACUCCAGUUGUGAAGAAAGGAACAACGAAGGAAAAAUCCGCCCGCAAUUGAAGACAUCAGAAGAGAGAGAGUCGAGAGAGAAUGCCUCGUACCAAGCUUACCAUCUUCCUGCUGGUGGUUCUUUCUGUUGGCACGGUACAUGCCCAGUUAGUAUGCAACGAAACAUGCCAUUUCACUUAUGAUGGAUCUCUGAGAGAACUGAACGAUCGAUGUACGCAGGCGCUGUUCGGUGACGUCAUUAUCACUGACCGAGCAUUGCUGCAGGGGGCGGGCUAUCUCGCCUUCCCCAUCUUCCACAGCAACACCCUGCAGCCCCAAUUCUCAUUGACCUUCACUUUCAAAUACACCGGAAACCAUCGAAAUAAGCCAGUCAAACUGAUCAGCAAUGGAUGUAACGGCCUUGACCCUUCUAUAGAGUUCUCUUUCACGACCGACAGACACUCCGAAACGACCUUGAUGCUUUGGGUUACUGAUGAGACGAUUAGCAAAAUCUUAACGUUCAAAAAUCCAACUGUGAAUAUUCGCAACGAUGUGUCAGUUAAAAUAGUCCAGUCUGAAACGGCCUUUAUGCUACAAGUAGCAGACCAACUCAUUCAGAAAGUAGCUAAAGCUAGCAGCCUCCACAUUGUAGGGGUGGACUGUCCACUUCAAGUUGGAAUUGCCAAUGAAGUCAACAAUUUCGUUGGAGAAUUUGAUGAUUUGGUCUACUACCCAUGUGAAAAAUCAGAUCUGUUUAACUCAGACGGAUUAUCAUCCGCCUCGCCCAACGUGCCUAUCAACCCCAGAUACACGUCACCUGUGGACCCGUUCUACAGGUCUCAAACCAGCCCUCCACCUCGAUGGCCAUACCGCGCUGACCAAGAGGUCAAGGCUGCCAACCCAAACACCAACACCAACACGAACACAAGAUGGCCGUUCCAGUACGCUCACCCUCCUGGUUCUUCCUCUGAUCCCCGAGGUCCUUCGCAGAUUGCUAGAUCCGCGUUCGAAUCUCUCUUCGGACUACCUUCAGCAGCAGCACAAGCUGCACAAGACCCAGCCUGACUAUAUGACUCCUGUGAAGCGGACUGCACCAAACAUCGAAACUUUUGCGAGUGCUACUGCUCGUGUGACUUUUUCAGAGAUGUUAAAUCUGACCCAGAUACGUUAGGUCUAUAACUUUCAUACAGGUUUUGUUUUGUUUUUAUUGUAACAUUGUCUAUAGGUUAUGAUGAAUGAAAACAGAAUCAUUUAGCAUAUUUGUUUAUAAUCUUUGCAUAUUUCUUGUUUGUGAUUAAUAUUUUAAUGCUAUCUUCCAAUCACUGUUUGGUUGGUUAAAUUGUCAUGAAUGGAUUUUUUUGUAUUCCUAUACUCACACGUGUAAGUUUAGGGGUUUUCGUGUCAGAGAGUCA
Molecule: messenger RNA, 1984 nt
Organism: Gigantopelta aegis
Lineage: Eukaryota; Metazoa; Mollusca; Gastropoda; Neomphalida; Peltospiridae
Exons: 5
Coding region: 675-1637 (320 amino acids)
Source: RefSeq, a predicted model, not a curated record